Messenger RNA from Thermothielavioides terrestris NRRL 8126, 1705 nucleotides. RefSeq lists its product as uncharacterized. Bases 196 to 1614 code for a protein of 472 amino acids. Gene Ontology annotation, molecular function: RNA binding; pseudouridine synthase activity. The transcript has 2 exons. The record is from RefSeq and is a predicted model, not a curated record. Gene Ontology annotation, cellular component: mitochondrion. Gene Ontology annotation, biological process: tRNA modification; mRNA pseudouridine synthesis. NCBI's taxonomy places the organism in Eukaryota, Fungi, Ascomycota, Sordariomycetes, Sordariales, Chaetomiaceae.
CUUCGGACCGCCUGUCCCAAAAAUUCCCCAGCAACUUGUCUUGCCGGUCGAUGCUGGAAACACCAGGGCCGUGACGCUCCGGCUGACUCUGCUACUAAACGAGUAGCGGGCGGUACAGGUUUCUUCCUUCCAGCCUCGGAUGAGCCGCCAAUUCCGCGCUCUCUCUCCCAUAUGAGGCUUCCCAAGCUUGCCAAGAUGGCUGCCGACAAGGUUCUCGACGGCGUCUUCGCCAUCAACAAACCCUUCGGCAUGAGUUCCGCCCAGGUCAUCCGCGACUGCCAGGUCUACUUCAACCCGUCCAAUUUGUUCGCGCCGCUCAUUAGACAAGAGACGGCGUUGCGCGAGAAGGAGUCCCGGUAUCAGAAACGGCGGCGCAGCAAGGCGAAGCAGGAAAUCAGAGUCAAGAUGGGCCACGGCGGCACCCUCGACCCCUUGGCCACCGGCGUACUCAUCCUCGGCAUCGGCAAGGGCACCAAGGCGCUCCAGAACUUCCUCCACUGUACCAAGACCUACGAGACGGUCGUCCUCUUCGGCGCGAGCACCGACACGUACGACCGCACCGGCCGGAUCAUCAAGAAGGGGCCGUACGGCCAGAUCACCCGAGAGGCCGCCGAGAAGGCGCUUCAGGGCUUCCGAGGCAAGUUCAGGCAGAUGCCGCCGCUCUACUCGGCCCUGAAGAUGGAAGGGAAGCCGCUGUACGAGUACGCGCGCGAGGGCAAGCCGAUCCCCCGCGAGAUCGAGACGCGAGAGGUCGAGGUGACGGAGCUCGAACUGGUCGAGUGGUACGAGCCCGGCACGCACUUCCACCGCUGGCCGACCGAGGAGGCCGAGCAGGCCGAGAAGAACCUCGUCGACUCGGUCUGGCGCGUCGCGAAACGGCAGGCCGCCUCGGAAGCGGAGCCCAGCAAGCUCACCCCGGAGCAGCAAGAGGCGGAAAGCCGGGCGCUGGCCGAGUACGACUCCCAGAAGCGCGAGGCCGAGGAGCGCGUCGACAGCCUCGUCAGCGAGGAGCAGCCGCCGGCGAAGCGGAAAAAGACCAACGAGGGCCGCGCGGAACCCAUGAUGUCCGGCGCGCUCGGCAAGCUGCCGCCGGCGGGCAAGGGCUCGAAUCUGAUACCGCCGCCGCCAGCGCCGAACACGCCUCCGCCGUGGGAGGGCAAGGGCCCGCCGGCGGCCAAGAUCCGCAUGACCGUGACGUCGGGCUUCUACGUCCGGAGUCUGUGCCACGACCUGGGCGAGAAGCUGGGCUGCGGCGCCAUGAUGGCCGAGCUGAGCCGCACGCGCCAGGGGCAGUUUGUUCUCGGGGGGGCGAACUGCAUAGAUUACUACGAGCUGCUCGAGGGAGAGGAGGUCUGGGGACCCAAGGUCCGGCGCAUGCUGGAGCUAUGGAACAACCCGAACGCCAGGGAGGCCGAGCCUCAGAACAGCGGCGAAACCAGCGCGCCGGCCGAGGCGCGGGAAGCUAAGCCCGCCGAAGAUAAUAAGCCAGCAGAGGAGACGAAGGCUUCUGAAGAUGCCAAAGCCGCCGAGUCGGCACCUCAGGCGGAGUCGGCCGACUCGGCUGCUCCAGCGGGCGCGCAAGAAGGGCAAGUUGUGGCGACCGCGAACACGUAGGAGUGUACGAUGCGGCCUAGCUGAGCCUCAAGAAAUGAACGAGGGCUCCUCCACGAGUCAGGUCGUUGGCGACACCCGGACGAGCGGCAGA